ACCGGACUCACUUGGGAACUACGACUUCCGCUUCCGGUUAGAAACGAAAGAGAUACUGAGAAAGAAAAAAAAAAUGAGAGGGAAAUCGAUUAUCCAUCCGUUUCUUCUUCGUCUUGCCUGCAAUAUCCGAUCGAUUUCUUCUUCUUUUUCUCGGUUUCCUUUGAACCAGAAUUACCUACUUUACCCAAAAACAAAUCCUUCAAUCCCCAUAAAACCCAUUCCAGUUUUCACCUCUUUCACCUCUCAAAACCUUACUCUCUUCAGACCCUUCUCGGACUCACCCGCUGAUUUCUACUCACCACCCCCAUCCGAAUCCGAAUCGCCGCUAGUUCCACCGAAUGUUGUCCCCGUUAAGUCAGAAGAAGAGUUCGAUACUGCACUUAGCAAAGCUGAAGGCGAAUCCAUGCCGGCUGUUUUCUACUUCACUGCUACAUGGUGCGCCCCUUGCCGAUUCAUCGCUCCGGUCGUGGACGAGUUGGCUCGGAGAAACCCUCAUGUAACAACGUAUAAGUUGGAUAUCGAUGAGGAAGCCCUUGCAAGCAAAUUGAAAACUCUAAAUGUUACAGCUGUGCCGACUUUCCAUUUCUUUAAAGAAAGCAAAAAAGAGGAUGAAGUUGUUGGUGGUGAUGCUACGCGCAUAGUUCAAACAAUGAAAAACCUCUACGAGAAGUGAUCGUUCUUGGCGCUCUAAUUUCCCUAAGUCGUCUAACCUAGUUCAUAAGUUGCAGUACAGAUUUCGCUGCUUUCUUGAACGUGAGCUUAUGAUGUUGAUAUAACGUUCACUAAAUUAUUCAAUUUUUGUAUUCUGGUUGAACCUUUUACAUUCCUGUUCCGCAUUUACUGCUUUUUAUAAAUGGUUAGAAGCUAAGGCUUUUUUUGUU
Messenger RNA from Durio zibethinus, 881 nucleotides. NCBI's taxonomy places the organism in Eukaryota, Viridiplantae, Streptophyta, Magnoliopsida, Malvales, Malvaceae. The record is from RefSeq and is a predicted model, not a curated record.